Messenger RNA from Heterobasidion irregulare TC 32-1, 1068 nucleotides. RefSeq lists its product as uncharacterized. Lineage: Eukaryota; Fungi; Basidiomycota; Agaricomycetes; Russulales; Bondarzewiaceae. The transcript has 7 exons. The record is from RefSeq and is a predicted model, not a curated record. The annotation marks the transcript as partial.
UCGGACGAAGACGACUAUGUUCCGCUCGCACAAGUUACCAAGAAGGGCAAAACUCCGAGCAAAGCCACCAAGUCCAAUUGCAAGGAGACGUAUACCAUCAAACAGGAGCUUAGGCCACCUCGCAAUACACAGUAUUCGGCCAGGUCGCUUUAUGAGCAAAUCCUCGAGAGCUCCAUUGAUCUGGAUCCUGAUUAUCAACGAGAUGUUGUGUGGCCCGAGACAAAGCAGAUCGGCUUGAUAGAUUCCAUCUUUCGAAAUUACUACAUACCUCCCGUCAUCUUCUGUGAUACAACCGAUGACGGGACGGAGACCCGUACAUGCAUUGACGGCAAGCAACGACUAACAUCCAUACAAAAGGUGACUGGCAAGAAGUACUGGUAUAAACAGGCCGGUGCCACGAAACGAAUGUGUCUCCCAAAGAGCAUACGGCAGGCAUUUGCCAAUAAACAGAUUGUUUGCGUUGAAUACGACAAUAUUCCCGAUGACCAAGAGCGAGAAAUAUUCCAGCGAGUUCAACUUGGCGUAGCCUUGACACCUGCAGGCGAGUCUCUGAUACUUUCCAUCCCCUAUACUCAACGAAUGUCCGCUAUAACGGGGCCGUGGCCCACCUUUAUCAGGGAAAUUCAAUCUGAAGUUCUAGGUGAAGAAGGUUUCGGCGCGUCCCUUGACUGGGGUCAAACCCGAGGACGGGAUUUUCAAGGCUUGGUGUCCAUCGUCUUCAUGAUCGAGAAGCUACCGGCAUUUGCCACCCCCGUUUCUCCGGCGCUCGACAAAUGGUUGCAGCGCACCACCGCCGUGCCGGCACAGCUCCGCAAAGAGGUGCUGGACACCUUCCGGAUCUUCAUGACUCUGACGAAAGACAAAAAGUACAAUGCGCCGUUCCACAAGCCGAGCCGGAUCUCCCCUAUCGAGUUCGUGAUGAUCGGUGUCCUCAUAUACUCCCACCGGACAAAUCUGUCGUACACGCAGCUCUCAUCCGCGGUCGAGCAGAUGAGGGCCGAUGUGCGCGCGAGGGAGAAGGACGUCCGUACCAACACGCGUGUCACCAAGUCUCUCUUUCAGUUCAUC